Ylistrum balloti is the source of this 5809-nucleotide messenger RNA. RefSeq names its product glycogen synthase kinase-3 beta-like. NCBI's taxonomy places the organism in Eukaryota, Metazoa, Mollusca, Bivalvia, Pectinida, Pectinidae. The record is from RefSeq and is a predicted model, not a curated record. Bases 283 to 1542 code for a protein of 419 amino acids. Gene Ontology annotation, cellular component: cytoplasm; nucleus; cytosol. Gene Ontology annotation, biological process: negative regulation of canonical Wnt signaling pathway; signal transduction; protein phosphorylation. The transcript has 9 exons. Gene Ontology annotation, molecular function: protein serine/threonine kinase activity; ATP binding.
AUUUGCAUACCAUUGUAUGGUUACACGGGAGAAAUAGUGAAUAGAUGUGAAGGAUUUCAACAUCACACUGUUAUUCAUGUCUUUGGAGGACUUAGGACACCCUCCUUCACUAUUAUUUGGACCUAUGAUCGCUCUGAACCCUUAUCAACGCUGAUUCUGCGACAGGUUUCUUGACAUUUUGUCCGACGGAAUUUUACGAGAGCGCCAUUGGGAGAUGUAAUAUUGUGGCCUUGGAACUGAAUAAAUGUACUCUCUCUUGAUGACUUAAGAAUACAUAUAAUUAUGAGUGGUCGUCCGAGGACAACUUCCAUAACCGAUGCUGGAAAAAGUGGUGCUCAUGCCUCAUUUGGAGGGGUGAAAACAGGGUUCAGCAAAGAUGGAAACAAAAUAACGACCGUUGUUGCUACGGCGGGCACCGGACCCGACCGUCCCCAGGAAGUCUCCUACACAGAUGCCAAGGUAAUUGGUAAUGGCUCAUUUGGAGUUGUGUACCAGGCCAAACUAGUCGAGUCAUCAGAACAUGUCGCCAUUAAAAAGGUUCUUCAGGACCGGCGCUUUAAGAAUCGAGAAUUGCAGAUAAUGAGAAAGCUUGAGCACCAGAAUAUAGUCCUGUUAAAAUUUUUCUUUUAUUCAUCAGGUGAUAAGAAAGAUGAAGUGUAUUUGAAUCUAGUGCUGGAGUAUGUCCCUGAGACAGUGUAUAGAGUAGCCAGACAUUACAGUAAAAGCAAGCAAACCAUACCCAUUAUAUAUAUCAAGCUAUACAUGUACCAGUUAUUUAGAAGCCUUGCUUACAUCCAUAGUCAAGGAGUCUGUCAUCGUGAUAUCAAGCCACAAAACCUUCUACUUGACCCAGAGUCUGGUAUUCUUAAACUCUGUGAUUUUGGGAGUGCUAAAGUUUUAGUUCGCGGGGAGCCCAAUGUUUCUUACAUAUGUUCACGGUAUUACCGUGCACCAGAGUUGAUAUUUGGUGCAACUGACUAUACUUGUCAGAUAGAUGUGUGGUCAGCUGGUUGUGUAUUGGCUGAGCUGUUGCUAGGACAACCAAUUUUCCCUGGCGACAGUGGUGUGGACCAGCUGGUUGAAAUCAUUAAAGUCCUUGGCACACCCACACGGGAACAGAUUCGUGAGAUGAACCCUAAUUACACAGAGUUUAAAUUCCCCCAAAUCAGAGCGCAUCCCUGGUCAAAGGUACUUACCGUGUUUCGGCCACGCACUCCCGCCGAGGCCAUACAGUUGGUCAGUCGACUCCUGGAGUAUACACCUGGCUCCCGGAUCAGCCCCCUUGAAGCAUGUGCACAUACAUUCUUUGAUGAGCUACGAAAAUCUUCAACACGACUUCCCAGUGGCAAGGAACUGCCACCUUUAUUCAACUUUACUCAGCAAGAAAUACAAAUUCAACCGGCACUGAAUACUGUUCUCAUACCUCCACAUUAUCGCGGCACAAACGCGACAACCGGGGGAGGGACCCCGGAGACUGGUGUGGCAAAUCCUGGAGGGGAUGCCACUGAUACUCAGGGGGCCGCAGCUGCCGGCAACGCGUAACUAACGCUCUCCACAUAGACAAAGGGGCGUAAUUUUAUUGAAGUGUUCGUCUCACAGGGAGUCAAGUUUGUGUUAUGACACCGAAACUUUAACCAUGGUCAGAUAUUACUAUAAGAAUCUACAGUAACGAUCAGAUACAGGAGUGACCGUUAAGAUGGUGGAACAGGAGCAGCUGUGAAGAUGGGAGUGACUGCUGUGAUGUGCAGAAAGUUAGCAAGGAUCACAAGAAGGCAACAUCAUUCUGGAUUUUACAGCUGUACAAACUCUCUUAGAGGAAAGACCAUCUCUCAUUACAACAGACAAAAUAGUUUAGCACACUUCAAAAACAACAAGAGAUGACAGACACGUGUUGAGAUAAGAUGCAUGAUAUCACUAAUGUUUGACAAACCUUGGUACAAUGAAACCAUUUUACAUUUUAAUACCAAAAGAACACUUAGUAACCUAUUAUAAUGGUUUAUAAAUUGUAGUUUGAAUUCAAGUGAAACCCUGACUGACAUAUCUUGAUAGACUGACGAGGCAAUGACUGAUGAAUUGUAGUGUGUAGAUGAAGUUUGAUGACAUUAGGAGGGAAAGGACUCCAGCUGCCAUGCCACUUUAAUCUACAGGCUACGAAAGUAGAAAAGAUGUAAUGUAUCGGGUUUAGUGAUUAUAAUCACUCUGUAGGGAUGACAGCAUGUUGUCAGUGUAUGUCAUUAAUUUGAUUUGACUAUCAAGACUAUUUACAUGUCAUUAAGAGAUGUUAUGACAAGUCUGCUGUAAAAGUAGUGUCUGCUGUCUGUUUGAACGAAUAGCUUCUGAGGAUGCUGGUCCCAAAUGAUGAUAAGAAAUCGUUUUAAUUUUGGAAUUCCUUGCAGGAAUGAUAUAGCUCGUUGAAAAGUCAUUUACUGGAAGAGAAAACUACCUGUGAUGAAGGCACAUUCUCUGUGAGAUCUUCGCUCCGAGGACAUAAUUUAACUGUGCAUGUUAGUAUGAGAGGGUCGAGAGAGUGAGAAAAUACGAAAUUCUUAAAAUAGCUAUGAAUGUAAUAGUACUGAUGUGUUGGAAUGAUUGGAAAACAUAUUCCGAUGCGAUUUUAAAUUAUGAAUGUAUUUUUUUUAUGUCUGUUGUGGCAGACUUUGGUGAUCUAUGGGGUGACCAUUGAUUGGUUUUUAGUCGGUUCAUGCUUUAAUAAAUCUUUAUGUCUGAUGAAAAUAUUUAUAAAAGUAGACUGAUACAGUGGAGAAGGAAGAGAGAAAUUUUGCUCCAUGAAGAUUUAGUCUGUAUUUAUAUAGUAGUAGUCAUUUCAAGGUAGAGUUCUGAAUUGUUUCCUUUUCAUGCUCAAUAAUUUGAAAAUGAAGAGUUGUACAUUUUAUGCGCAUGGUGUAAAAUCUUGUAAAAUUGUACUCUCACCUGUUUUAUUGGAUACAUUUUAUGGAAACAAGUUACAAGUAUUUCUUUUACGAAAUUUUAUUCAAUUAAACUCAGUAUAUCUUUUAUCUGAAGUAAACCAAGACAAGUAUAUAGGACGAUGCUGAUCUUAUUUUCAAGAAAUUUCAAGAUGUUAUUUGUCUGAAAAGGAGAUGAAAUCACAGAGGAAAAGCAAACAUUGUUAUCUGCUAUGUAUAGUAAAUUUCUACAUAGAGCUGAUUACAACAAAAUUGAUAACGAGAACAAAACACCAUAUUCAGGUAGAGGUACAUCAAACCAAUAUUUUUCAAAUUUUAUAAAGUUACCUAAAAUGUGAAGAUACAUACUUAAUAUUGCCAGUAUAGUGGGAAAUCAGACAAGGUCAGGAGUGUCCUGAUUUUUUUGUUGGAAAGUUCCUUUUCUUUAAAUAGAUGUACAUGUAUAGAUUUUACCAAGAGGAGAUAACUGUCUUUGGUUAUUAUUGUAAUCAAUUUUCAUUGCUCCACUUCUACUCUGUAUGAAUUGAUCUAGUGCCAACUCAAAUUUGACGACAUUCUGAUUUUUCUAGACACCAUUAAAAUUGUUUUUCUUUUUGUAUAUUCUUUAAAUAUCUAUGUGUUCAGAGAGUCAGGGGUAUACGAAAUUUAUUGCCGUUCUUUGUAACAUGAAAUAUACACAAGAUAUUUUACAUUUGAGAAAAAAUGACAAAUUUUGUAGACAUACAAAUGGUGGGAGAAGAGUUAUUCGUGCAUGUGACAAGAGAUUGUAUUUGUUGAAUAUUAUUUCCAGCUUUACAGCUGUUGAAUAUUCAUUAAUCAGUUUCAAGUGAUUUCAAUAUUACAUUGUAAAGAGAAAUACAUUGUUUUAUUAAUUGACAUAGAAACUGAAUAGCCGAAAAUUUGAAACAGAUUUUCAAAACUCUACCAAAUUGAAAUUAUCAGCUUUUAUUUGAAUAUUGUAUGGAUAAUUGAAAUGAUUUUAUUUUUGGUAAAUUUUAAUGAGGCAUUGUUAUUUUCAUUUUCUUUAUUUUUUUUAAUUGAAUUUUCAAUUUCUAUUUUAUGACAGUUGUAACAUGUUAUCUUUCAAAAGACGACCAUUCCAGACACAGACUAAACGUGAACAAACAUCAUUGUGUACAUUUUAACUCUGUAGCAACUGCCAAUGUUACUGGUGUCUGUGUAUGGUUCUGUGCUAUAAAAUCACACCAUCUUCAAGUGUAAUGAGCGAGGGAGAUUUUCCAAAGUUAAUGAUUUGCAUGAAGAAUUCAGUCAAAACCAAUUGAAUGUGUUUAUGUUACACUUCAUAAAGCAUUCACUCUGUCACAAGUGUGAUAGUUUUUGUAUGUGUGACAAUUUAUGCUUUUUAACAGUGUCCGAUUGGUGAAGGGGGGUGGCGUGAUGGUACCGUGAUCCUCGUUAUACCAUGUCACAAUGUGACAAUUAGUCAUACUAACAGAUCAUGUGAUUCAGUGAUUGUGUAUGUGUCUGUAGCAAUGUAGAGCGAUAGUAGUCAUGUCACUUUCAAUUACAUGUGGUUUGUUUUAUAAACAAGUGAAUGUGUUUUAUUUUUUGCGACAAACAGAAUGUGGCAUUACAUCAUAUUGCUGAAUGAAUUUUUUAAGGGAUGGAUGAAUAUCGCUGGAAUCUUGACCAGGUUUCAUCAUCGAUGUGUGUAAAAUUUACAUAAAAGAGGUUUAUUUUGAGUGUAUGUGAUGCAUUGAUGACGGUCAGAUUGUCGUUAAUUGGUCACUGUACAUACCUUUGCCAUACGAUGUGCUCCUUAUGUCAUGACCUCUGCUUUUGUAAUGAUAGUCCAGCUCAUACAAAGGACAAAUGAUCUGAAGCGCAUUUUUGGGUACAGAAAAUGAUAAAACAUCGGAAGCUUAUUUUUCGGUGCAGAAAAAUCUUCAUCCUUCUGAUUUUUCCGAUUACCGGUAGACAUCCACAAAUUUAAAAAAAGGGAAAAAUUUUUCGAAAGCAAGUUUGUAAGCAUUAUCAGAGGCUUAUCCUUUUAAAUACCAUGUACCAGGAUAUGUUUGUUAAACAGUUUCAUUUUUGAAUGAAUCUGACAUGUUUUAUUGAUUGUAAGUUAUUGGAGCUAGAAGUACUGUACACUAGAAAAUCGGUGAUUGAAAGAACAAAAUGAUCUGCACUUAAUAUAAGGUGUUCUGCUAGUGAUUUUGUUUUAAUGAAAUGUGUAAUUUACUAAACUAUAGACAAGUGCUCACAAAUAUCAUUUUCAAGCAUACUGUUUACAUGACUGAUAGCAGAAACCCCAAUUCCAGCAUUGUGUAAAAUAUGCAGUUGUACCCAGUUACAUUGUGGUAAUGUUAAAUGGUUCAUGUCUUUUGAUCCCAACGUUUAAGUCUCGUGUGCAUUUUCCCUCUAUGAAAGAAGUAGUAAUUUUGAAAUCACUAUAGCUAUCUCAAAUACCAGUAUAUAAGAAUGGAACUUGACAAAGGCACAUGAAAGUGAUGUAGUCUCACAGGUCAUAGAGCUAAAUGUUUGUAAACAGUCCGAUUUUUUACUUAUAAGCCAUUCAUUCACUUGUAAAGAAUGGCUAUUUCGUGCAUUACGAAACUUGUGAUUUUUUAACAUGGUUAUAUUACGAUAUACUGAGUGAAUUAAUCACUUUUUAUUAUUAUUUUUUUUAUUUUUUUUUUUCAUUGCAUUGAAAAAGAUAACAAAACCAAUUCAACAUGAGUGGGAACCACCAUGUUUUAUGAUACCUUGGCACACCCAACACUCAGUAUUGAGCUGGUCCCAAUCCAAGGAAAGGACAGUCCAAUGUUUGAAUGUGGGGUGGAAGGGAGAACAUGGCCAUGAUGCAUAUAUGUCGUCAUAAUUCUACAGUUGUAAAUAAAAGAAGAAAAACAUUAAAA